UUUGCAGCUCUGAAGAUUGCGGUUGUAGAUAUCUAUCAUUCCCGGCUAAAGGAAAGACAGAGAAGAAAAAAAAUUAUAAGAGAUCAUGGCCUAAUCAACCUCAGAAAAUUCCAGAUUCUGGAAAGACGGUACCCAAAGGAGGUUCAAGACCUUUAUGAGACAAUGCGACGAUUUGCACGGAUUCUUGGACCAGUGGAGCACGAUAAAUUCAUCGAAAGCCACGCACUGGAGUUUGAGCUGCGCAGGGAAAUCAAGCGGCUGCAGGAGUACAGAGCAGCCGGAAUCACCAACUUCUGCAGUGCGAGGACGUACGACCACCUCAAGAAGACGCGAGCCGAGGAGCGCGUGAAGCGCACGAUGCUCUCCGAAGUGCUGCAGUACAUCCAGGACAGCAGCGCCUGCCAGCAGUGGCUCAGCCGACAAGCUGAUAUUGAUUCCGGCCUGACUCCCACCGUGCCAGUUCCUUCCAAUUCAGGCAGUGGGGAGGGCCCCCCCGGGCUCCCCGGGACGGAGAAACUCAACGAGAAGGAAAAGGAGCUCUGUCAGAUGGUGAGAUUGGUCCCUGGAGCCUAUUUAGAGUAUAAAGCUGCUCUGGUGAACGAGUGCAACAAACAAGGAGGCCUGAGACUGGCGCAGGCUCGAGCGCUCAUUAAGAUCGACGUGAACAAAACGCGGAAAAUCUACGACUUCCUGAUCAGGGAAGGGUACAUCACAAAAGCAUGAGGCCGGCGCGAGCGCCCUGGACGGAGCAGACACACGUGGAGAAGCUUUGAAGUCACUUUGACAGUGCUGAAAGAUUUUAACAGUGUUGAAUCAAGGAUGCUUCCUGCUGGUUAAA
Molecule: messenger RNA, 838 nt
Organism: Tinamus guttatus (white-throated tinamou)
Lineage: Eukaryota; Metazoa; Chordata; Aves; Tinamiformes; Tinamidae
Source: RefSeq, a predicted model, not a curated record